Messenger RNA from Vitrella brassicaformis, 2912 nucleotides. The record is from the annotation of a GenBank genome assembly. Lineage: Eukaryota; Vitrellaceae.
CGUUUGCAAUGCGGUUCUCUCGUCGUUCUUCCCGGCCAAGCUCUCGCAGCUGCAGCGGCCAGGCGGCAAUGGAGGCCGAGGACUCCCCUGUCACGGAUGCCACUGAGUCCUGUUCAUCGAGCAGGGGCCAGUCCUUCAGAUCUCGGCUGAGACAGCAGGGGAUCAAUCAUGCACCGAUGCGGCCCAAGGGGGGGACGCCGGGCGUCCCGCCCCUCCACAUCUACGUCUCACAGCCGUCUUUCCAUCCUCCUGGCGAUUUGCAGCGGCAUCCGCAUAUCAGCAGUCCACCGUUUGCUCAUUCAUCGCCUGUCCGACCGCCCAUCGCAGCGGCCGCACCGUCUCGUGCCUCUGCCCCUGUGGCCCUCCCCCUCCCUCCUCCAGCCACUGGAUGCCCGGCUGCUGCUGUCCCCGCGCACGCAACGGCCACCCCGUCCUUUGCCCCACAGGCGCCGGUGGGGCAAUUCAGAGUGUCCCACCAGCAGCCCUCUUCGCCGCCUGGCUUCCCCUCCCCCAAUGCCGCAGGCGCAGUGGUGCCGAACAAAGUGCUCAUGAGUCCAUGGAGGAUGGCUCAGCCCUCGGCAGCAGCCUGUGCCGUCCCUGUGAGGCCUGAGAGGCAGCUGGGGCUGGGUGAGGGCCCGGGAAAGGACGACAGUGUCCUGAAGGAGCUCAUGCAGAGAAAGGAGAAGGUGUUUGGCCAUCUGCAGCAGCUCGCACAAGACUUCAGGUCGACGCUGGACCGGAAUCGGCGGGUCACUCCAUCCCCCAGCAACCAUUCGUUGUCUCUUUCCCUGACGGAUCAGAACAGCUGUCUCUCCAAGAUAUCGUCGCUCGUGCUGCCCUCGAGACGGCAGAUGUCCCCAGCACCAACACCAGCACCAAUACCGACUCAGAUCCAUGCGACCACUCCUUCCUUUGAGUCGCCGGUUCUAAGGCGGAAGGUCACUCGAGACGUCGCUCUGGGCCCUGAUGAGAAGGAUCGACUUAUGUUCUUGCUGGGGGAGAGGCGAAGCACAGAGACACAAACCGAAGUGGACGAGCCGGCUCGAAGAGACAGUUCAGAAGAGAGCUCGCAGGACGAAAGGACGUCAUCGAUGCUGUGGGAGGUGCGGCUGGCCGAGAAAGAGGCUGAAGUCGCCAAACAGCUGGUGGAAUCUUCCCGAUACCGGGAAGCGCUGGGGCAAGUUCAAAUCGUGGUGAGAGAUCUGAUGAAGAGACUCGAGCAGGGGCUGCUAGCCGGAAACGAGGCUGACGUCAAAUGGGACGCACUGGUGAGAUCAAUGGCAUAGGUCUCUGCCCUUUAUGUGUGCGUUUCUACAUCCGCACUUUGCUGUCUUUUGGCCAGAAUGAAAUUCACCGCCAGCUGUCGUCCUUGGGUUUUGACGACCCAAACGCCCUCGAGAGGCUCGACGUGGACCUCAAGGCCCACAUCCACUCCCUCCUCUCGCAGAAUGAGCGCCUCAUCAAGGCCAAGAUCGGCGCACAGCUUCUCCAAGUCUCAUCUUCGCCAGACAGCCGCCCUCUUAAGAAGAGCCGCAUCGUUGAAAUGAUGGAGGGCAAACCAUCGAGAGAGAUGCGAGCGCUCGAGCCGGCAUGCGAGCCUUCCCCAGUGUGGCGAGAACAGGAAGCUCCCGCUCUCAAUGCCCAUGCAGAUGUCCGCACUCAGCCCAUGCAGCACACGGAUGUCAGUCCAUCGGCCCAAGCGCUUCUGAAGCCCAAGCCGUCCCCCGAGAUGCCGCCGGCUCCCUCUCCCCCUCCAUGUCUCUCGCCAAUGUCUCCGUCGAGCCCAUGCCGACUGAGCCCCCCACUCCCGCCCAGCAGACGGCACGAGACACCACAGCCGAGGAACAUUGAGAGACACAAGGAGGAAAAUUAUGGCGAUCUGGUCCGCAUGGCGACUUCCGCGCUUGAGGACUCGAUCGCAGAUGAGGAGAGGAAAGAGAAGAUAUGGGCGGCCGAUUGCAUUCUGGAGGAGCUGCACGCGUUGAGAAGGGACAUGGACGACCUGCGGUCGAUGCAGAGGAUGGAGGAGGCCAGGAGGAGGGAAAGGCCUGGACACCAGACCGAUACAGCUGCCGCGAGAGGAGGGAUGGAGGAUCUUUGGGCCUUAAUGAGGCAGCACAACGAUGAGGAGCAGCCGGAGUAUUGGGAAGACCGACGCGUCAGCCCCGCUGACUCUGUCCACUCGCCUGUCUUCGGGCAUCCCACACUGAUGUCGCCUGUGUCUCGUGAAUCGUCAAGGGACGAAGGGAGAGCCGUCGAGACACACGAACAGCCACACAAUUCGGUACGACUGGAAGAAAGAAAGCGACACGAGAAAGCGAAAAGCAAUGUGUGUGUCUUGUUGCUGCAGCAUGAAGACAGCUCACGGACCUCCAGUGUGUCGUCACCGCACCAUCGGCAGCAAGAGGUAGACAACAAAGGAGACACACCCAAGCCUAGCUGCGAAUGUGCGUGUGUGUCCCUCACCAGGUCUCCCGGCCCGUCUUUGCUGCCCCAUUUUGUCCUCCCCCCAUCAAGGCGUUACACUUGUAUCCGAGACGGGGCAGCAGCGCGUCACGUGUGGGCAAGAUAGUCGCGGUCAACCGGCCGAUGCCGCCACCGCUGUUCGACGUGCGGUGUUUGCUGGGUUGCAAUGGCGAGAGGGGGGACCACCUGCAGGUGAGCUGGGUGGGGGAGGAAAUAUCUGCCUGUGUGUAUGUUGGAUUGUGUGUGUGUGUGUGUGGGUGGGUGUGGGUGUGUGGGUGUUGAUGCAGGGGUCGUUUCUGCCUGCUCAUGGCGAUGCGAUGGGUUCGUCCGAGGCGUGUGAGUGGACAUUUCGAAUGAGGGGAUGACGGGAUGGUUGAUGAGGUCAUGUGUGUGAAAGCUGCCGAGGGGCAGCCCAUCAAUGGCGUGGUGUGGUGUGGCUUUGCGGG